AUGAAUUUUAUUUUAUAUGGAAUUUGCAUUCUAACUUUAUAUUUAUAAUAAGGCUUGGGAUCUCCAGUUUGGACUUUGCUAAAUGAUGAUUUAUAACCAAUAAGCACAAAUUAAAGAAUAAAUUAAGACCCUAAUAAUUUUCAAUCAUAUCAAUACUAAUCAAUAUAUAAUAUUACAACAAAUAAUAUUGGAUAUCAAUAAUCCAGAAUAGUUAUAGAAUUAUAAAUCACUGUAAAGUAAAUAAUCAAUUUAUAAUAAUAAUUAUUAGAAAUGUUAAUGAAAGAUAAUUUUUCCAAUUGUUAUUGUUUAAAUAUGGCUAAUGAUAAUUAAAAUUAUAUUUUUGUUUUGGAUCAAAUUUCAAAGCAAUAAAACUAUAUUGAAAUAGUAAUUAAAUUGAAUUAUGAACAUCUUAUUAAAAAUCUUUAAGUUUUUGUCUUAAAAUGUCAUGAAAAUUGUGCUUUAUGUCAUGAUUUAGAAUGUUUAAAAUGUUAAGAUUAAUACAACCUUAAUUUAUUAAAACAAUGUUAAAAAAUUGAUAAUUUUAAUAAAUCAGAAGAUUUAUAAACAUAAUAUUAUCUUGGUUAACAUUACUCUAAUUACCUCUUAUUUGAAAAGACAAAGUUAUUAUUAGAAAUUUAAAAUGGAUAUCUCGAAAAUAACAUUUUAAAUUAAAUUACAACAAAUAGGUCUAAAGAAAUAAUCAUUAAUUAAAAUACUUACGCAGGACCAUUUUUUUUAAAUGAAGGAUUGGAAUAUCCAAAUUUAAACCUAACAUUUAUUAAUCAAAUUAAUAUAAGAGUAGAAUUUACAAUAUUUUUACUCUAUGAAAUUUAUGACUUAGGUAUAAUUUAUUAUUCGAUCAAUGGAUUUGAGAAUUAAUUUUAUAUAUCUCAGAAAAAUAUAGUGGAAAAUUAAAAUUGCAUGUCUACUUCAUUCUAAAAUUGUAAGAUCUUAAAAUUCUAUAAAUUGUUUUAUAAUUUAACAAAAUUAGAUAGCUUGAAAAUUGAAGGCAGCUUUAGUUUACUUCAACAAAACGUAGCUUGGGCUUUUGGUGAUUUCAAAGUAUUUUAGAUUUAAAGUUUAUAAUGCAAAUAUAAAGUUCAUCAAUCAGGUUGUUUUUUAAAGUGUCCACUGGGAACAAUAGAUGAUAAUAAUUUUUGUUUAGAUAGAAUUAACCAUAAAUUUAUUGUUUUGCAUAAUUUCGAAUAUUUCAACAAUAUGGAAUUUUUAAUGAAUAAUCAUAUUUAUCUGACACCUAAUUAAACAUUUUAUAAAUAUGAUAGUAUUACUUAUGAAUUAUUCUAAAGAAAUUUAUAAAUAGAAAUUAAAUUGAAGAAAUAAAUAGAAAUAUCUUUUAAGUUGAUAAUUGUAGAUGCAAGUGUUAAUGAAUCACUUAUAAUAAAUUUUGCUAAUUUUUCUUAUUCUUUUACUAUAACUGAUUUAGAGAUUGUGAAAGCUUAAAUUGGAGCUGAAAGUUUAAAUGAUUAUAGAUUUGAAUUUAAAAGUAAAACAUUUGAAUUAGAAAAUUAUAGAGGAUUUUCUAAACUUUAAAUAAUACGUAAAGGAUGUCCUUAACUUUAGUGUUUUAAUUUUAUAUCAGAAUUAUUAGUGAUAUCUCCAAAAUGUUCAAAUGAUUGUGAAGAAUGUAAUUAAGAAUCUGGAUGUAUUGCACAAUUAGAAGAAAAUAUGAAUUGCCCAUAAGGUUAUAUAUAUUCUAAUUUUGAGUGCCAAUAGUGUGAAGGAAAAUGUAAUAGAUGCAAUAAAAAUUAAUAAUGCCUGGAAUGUAAAGAAGGAUUUAUACUUUUUUCUGGUGAAUGUUACUUAUAAAAAAAUCAUAAAAAUUCAAGACUUUAACCUUUAAGAUUGUGUCGAGAUAACCCUCUAUUUAAUAUUAAUUGCAUAGAGUCAAAUUGUGAUGGAUAAUUCUAAGUAAGAUAUUUUAAUUUGUGCAUUUGCUAAGAUGGUUCUAUAUUAAAUUAAGAUUAUCAAUGCAUUCCUUGUAAAAGUUAAUGUUUAACUUGUAUCGAUAGUACGGCUAGAUGUACAUCUUGUAAUCCUUCUGAAAAUCGUAUAUUACAAUCAGGAUCAUGUAUUUGUUAAGAAGGAUACUAUGAAUAAAAUGGAAAUUAAUCAUGUUAAAAAUGUUUGCCAAAAUGUAAACAAUGUUAAUACAAAGAAUUUAUAUGUACUGAAUGCUAUUUAUCAUAAUAUAAAGUACUUAAUUAAAAUGAUUGUAUAUGUUAAGAAGGAUAUUAUCACGACUUUAUUAACGAUAUUUGUUUAUGUAAUUAAUUAUAUUAUAAUAAUAAUAGAAUGUAAAAAUACAUGUAAGAGUUGUCAAAAUUAUAAUACUUGUAUUGAUUGUGAUAUAUAGUAAUUUAGAGUACUAACAUUAUAAAAUUAAUGUAUUUGCUAAUAAGGAUAUUAUUUAAGUAAUUAAAUAUGCAUUCCUUGUCAUUAUACAUGUCUAGAAUGCAUAGAUUCAUCAGAAUUUAAUAAGUGUAUUAAAUGUUCUUAAGGUAGAAAAAGAAAAAACAUGUAUAUGGAUUAUUUUGAAUGUGUUUGUUAAGAUGGAUAUUUUGAUAUUGGUUAAUAAUAAUGUUAAAAUUGUUAGUUAUUGAAUAAUCCUACAAUAGAUCAUUAUUGUUAUACAAAUUGUGGUGAUGGAAUUAUAUAAUGGAAUGAAGAAUGUGAUAAUGGAGUAUCAAUUCAACGUAAUGGAUGUCAUUAAUGUAAAUUAACUUAAUCUAAAUGUUAAAUUGAUAUUUGUUAGAUUUGUAAUUAAAAAGAAUGUGUAUAAUGUUUUGAUGGAUAUUAUUUAAGAAAUGAUUAUUCUUGUGAUUAAUGUUCUCCUAUUUGUAAAACUUGUAAAUAUAAUCCAUAUAAUUGUAUAACUUGUGCUGAAAAUAAUCAUUAAUGUUCUAAUUGUCUACCUGAAAAAGGAUAUCAUUAUCAUUAAAAUUCUUGUCAAAGUAUUUGUGGAGAUGGUUAUUUAACAUAGGAAGAAUAAUGUGAUGAUGGUAACUUAUUAGAUAAUGAUGGUUGUAAUUCUAAUUGCUAAAUUGAAUAUCAUUUUUUAUGUGGUAAUAUUUGCAUUAAUAAACCUAUUAUGCAUAUUUAAUUACAAGAAAAUAAAUUAGAUAAAUAUUAUUCUAAUCUAAGACAUUAUGAAAUCACUAUUCUCAAUUAUUAAUAUAAUAUUGAUAAAGAAUAAUUUCAUCUAUCUUAUAAAACAAACAAACAAAUUACAUAAAAUCUUUAUAAUAAUUGUGGCGAACUUAAUUACACAAUAAAUAAAUCAUCACUUUAAAAAUUUGACAAUCAAAAAUUCUUUGUAUAACUAAAUCUUAAUCAAUCAUGCAUUGAUUAAUAUCUAAAUUUUGUACUAUUUAAUAAUACUGUUGUUAUUUAUGAAAAAUAGAUCUUAAUUCUUAAUUAUUUUACAAUUUAUGAUCAAUUUUUCUCUCUUUUGGAUUAUGUCAUUAAAUUAUUUGACUUAUUGUUAAAUACUUAUAAUAUCAUUUUUAUAACUAACUUUUUCUUCAUUAAAUCUAAUAAAUACUUAGAAAUAUUAUUUCUUUUCCAAUUGAUAUCAUACUAAAAAAAAUUUAAAAUUUAAAGCCCAAAAUAUUUUGAAUCAUUCUAAGAAUUAUUUAUCCCUUACUAAAUGAUUAUACCUUAAAAGAUUGAUUUUAUUAAUGAAAAAACUUAAUAAGAAUUUCAUCAAAAAUUAAUACUAGAAGAAUUCUCUUUUAUUUUUAAAUAACAUUUGAUUAUAAUUAUAUCUAUAGCCAUAUCUUCAUCAAUUCGUUUAAUAAUCAUAAUUUUAAUGAGAAUUAAUAAAAACCAAAGUCAAUAUUCUUAUAAAAACAUAAAUUAAAAAUUUAUAAAGUAUGCAAUCUAUUCAUUUAUCUAUUUCAUAAACUAUUUUACUCUAUCACUUUAUAUUGUAUUAACACAAAAUAAUAAUACUAUUUAGAAAAUAAUGUAUGUAAUAUCUUAUAUAGCUUGCCAAAUGAAAAUCUAAACAUAUUUAAAAAAACAAAAAUUAAAAUUACGUUUUAUUGUUUUAUUAAAUACUUCUUAUAUUUUAAUUAUUAUGAUGAUGGCAAAAAUUAAAAUUUAUUAACUAUUAUUGGCUUCCUUAAUUAUUGCAGCAAAACUUGUAUUAUCAAUAAUUGAUAAACAUUAAUUUGAAUUAAAAUAUAAGUUACUAUUAGGAAAUCUUUGGGUAACUCAUUUCUUUUUUGUUCUAUUUGAACUCUAUUCAUCCUCUAUCUAGAAACAUGAAUAAUUUAACUAAUUAUUAGGAGGAGUAAUAUUUAUCAAUUAUUUUAUUAUACUUUUUUUUUUAAUUCUUGAUAUAUUAAAAAAUUCUCUUAAAAUUAUAAGUAUCACAUUAUUAUUAUAAAUUUAGAAACUUAUUAUUAGAAAAUUAAGUAGAGAAAAACUAUUUUAAGAAAUAACCUCACAUCUAGCUUAUAAAUAUAUCAUACAUUAACCCAAUCAACUUAAAAAUGA
Molecule: messenger RNA, 4521 nt
Organism: Paramecium sonneborni
Lineage: Eukaryota; Ciliophora; Oligohymenophorea; Peniculida; Parameciidae
Source: the annotation of a GenBank genome assembly